Molecule: messenger RNA, 633 nt
Organism: Rosa rugosa (rugosa rose)
Lineage: Eukaryota; Viridiplantae; Streptophyta; Magnoliopsida; Rosales; Rosaceae
Exons: 1
Coding region: 1-633 (210 amino acids)
Molecular function (GO): zinc ion binding
Source: RefSeq, a predicted model, not a curated record
AUGGCUAAUGGGAUUGCUGAAUCAUUUAACUCUUGGAUUGCAAUUGAGCGUUUGAUGCCAGUCUAUUGUAUGCUGGACCAGACAAGAAUUAAACAAAUGGAGAUGGCCGGUAAGAGGAGGGAAGAGGCAGAACGUUGGACCACAGAACUAACUCCCAAAAUGGAGGAAAGAUUGAAGGUGCAAAUGGAGAAAUCUCGUCGUUUCAGUGUCCAUUAUUCUAGCCCUGGAGUUUAUGAGGUUCGAUCUGACUUUUCAUAUGUAGUCAACAUCUCCGAUCAUUCAUGUUCAUGUGUGAAAUGGCAGAUCAAUUGUUUUCCUUGUCCUCACGGCCUUGCUGCAUUACAGGCUGCUUCUGUAAAUGUAUAUGAUUAUAUUGAUAAGUACUUUCAGGUUGAUAUGUUCAAGAAAAGCUACAGUUUUCCUAUCUGUCCGAUAACCAAUGUUGAUAUGUCUUCUUCAGAAUCUGCUUCUGAAUGUAUAUUACCUCCCCUUUCGAAGAGGCCCCCCGGGAGGCCUAGGGUGAAGCGGUUCAAGUCGGUUGGAGAGGCUGAAAAGAAGCUGAUUCGUUGUGGUCGUUGUGGCAAAAUGGGCACUCAUAACAAGUUGAGCUGCACUGAACCUCUCGUUCAGUAG